This is a messenger RNA of Apis laboriosa (Himalayan honeybee), 1229 nucleotides long. Its product is annotated as fatty acid hydroxylase domain-containing protein 2. Gene Ontology annotation, molecular function: iron ion binding; C-4 methylsterol oxidase activity. The transcript is spliced from 6 exons. The record is from RefSeq and is a predicted model, not a curated record. Gene Ontology annotation, biological process: sterol biosynthetic process. Lineage: Eukaryota; Metazoa; Arthropoda; Insecta; Hymenoptera; Apidae. The coding region runs from base 110 to 1129 and encodes 339 amino acids.
AUCAACCGUCUGCGUUUAUCGACUAUCAUGUAUGCUGUGGCAAAUGUGAUCCAUUGACUUCAAAUACAAAAAUUAUCGUGAUUUUUACGUAAACGUUACAUCAAUAAUUAUGAUGGAUGUGCAGAAGCAGUAUAAAGUGACGCCUAGGAGCGGUGAAGAUAAAAAUCAAACGCCACCGACUUUGCUUUCAAGUUUAAGGAGCGUUUUAUUUGUAAUUGGAACCGUAGUAAUCGGAUUUGCUGCAUUCUGCAAUUCGCUAACAUGGCAUUUACAAAGAUUUUGGGGAGCCUCAGGUGAUUUUUGGCAAGCACAAUGGGAUAAAAUCUUAGAUAAAUUAGGAGAUGAUCCCGGCACGCUUUGGGUUUAUGGCUCGAUAGGACUGACAUUUUUCGUGUACUGGUUCUUUGGCGGGAUUUAUAUGAUUCUAGAUAUAACUAAUCGGCCAGCAGUUUUACGAAGAUACAAAAUACAACCGGGUACGAACGAACCGGUCGACACGAGAGAAUUGUUCAAAGUAAUCGCUCAAGUACUAUUCAAUCAAACUAUUGUUGGACUUCCUCUAGCGUACAUUAGUUAUCACCUUAUGGAAUGGCGCGGUUAUCCCCCUGUACGCGAAUUGCCGACCUUCCACUGGGUACUUGUUGAAAUUGCUUUUCACAUAUUGUGUGAGGAAAUUGGAUUUUAUUACUCGCACAGAUUUCUGCAUAGCCGCUAUCUAUAUAAAUAUAUACAUAAACAACACCAUGAAUGGACAGCUCCCAUAGCUAUAACAUCGCUAUAUUGUCAUCCUUUAGAACACAUUGGUUCCAAUUUAUUACCACCGUUUUUGGGAGUAUAUAUCAUAGGUUCUCAUGUGGCUACUGCUUGGCUUUGGUUUUCGCUUGCUAUUCUUUCUACAUUAAAUGCGCAUUCUGGUUACCAUCUACCGUUUUUUCCAUCUCCAGAAGCUCACGAUUUUCAUCAUUUAAAGUUUAAUCAAUGUUUUGGAGUUUUGGGAGUAUUAGACCGAAUUCAUGGAACAGACACACAUUUUCGAAAUUCCAGAGCUUACCAACGUCAUGUAAUGAUGCUUAGCUUUACUCCUCCAAGAGAAGCUUUUCCAGAUGAAGUAAAAUAUAAAUCUAAAUAAAGAAAGUUUUAUUGAAUAUCGUGAUAAAAAAGUUAAAUAAGAAAGUUCAGUAUAAUAAUAUGUUCAAUAUGAAAUAUACUAUAAGAUACUUUUGCACUUG